Coregonus sp. 'balchen' is the source of this 22857-nucleotide messenger RNA. Lineage: Eukaryota; Metazoa; Chordata; Actinopteri; Salmoniformes; Salmonidae. The record is from the annotation of a GenBank genome assembly.
GGAACAUGUGGAAGUCAUCGCCCUGAGCGGCUGGAGAGAUGUGUUUCUCUGCAAGGGGAGCGCUGCAGUGCGGGUCGGGCACCGCUGGAAGUGCCGCUGAGAGAGAAGCCAGGUCAGCCGGCCUGGUCGUCUGACCUGGCUCCCCAUCGCUGAGUGCAGUGAGAUAUAAAUUCAUAAUGACCCUUUAUCCCGCGUGGCCGUUAGGAGAGCCUCAGGUUCGGGGGUGAGGCAGGGAUUCACAUAAUACCUUCACAGAGUCGGCAAAACGAGGCAAUAGUGUGCCAAAUCUGCCAACAAACAACGUAGCUAUAAUUUUGUUGUUUUACUUUAUAAGAAAUUGCGCAAAAAAUUAGAAUGACUGGAAGUUCUUCUAUCUGAGAGUUUAAUGAAGUAAAUAUGUGGUUGAGAGAGGGAGGGAGGGAGAGAGAUUUGAGUUGUGUAGUUCAUGGUGUUGGAGCGCCCCCUAUGCGCAAUGGAGGCUUGGACGCUCAUGUUUCCAAGUUUCAGGUUUUGAAAAGUGCGGAUGAGCUGUUGGCUACGCUAAUGUUGGACCAAAACUCUCCUACUACAGCCUAUUAGUAUACUAUUGUUACUAUUUAAUUAGAUGUGUAUGACUAUAGCAUUUAUUUGACUUCUUAUAAACAUAGGCUAUCUUAAUAAUAUCUUAAUAAUUAAUAAAACAAUCCUGGUCACAUUUGUACAUUUGAAAGUGUGUUCCCUCUGCGUCUUUGAGCAAUGGUGACAUACCUUACAUUCAUCUAUUUCAAAACAUCCUUAAAUGUCGCUUGAUAACUCAAAUGUAUAUUGCGUGCUUUCCUUUUAAAAUAGUCUCUAUACAGGAUUAUUGUGCAUAGUUAUAUCUCCCCCUUUCCUACAUCACUACACAGCAGAGAAAUCUGACUCCCGCUCCAGUCUCACUGAGAAAACAGCUAGGACUCUUAUUUUGAAAGGAACCCAUGCUGGAGGCGAGGAGAGGGGGUCAUUUCCUGAGAGUUAUUUACUUUGAGCCAGAUGAUUAGUUUUUUUUGGGAAGGAUGGACUGUAACGUUGAAUCAAUUACAGGUCGCUGUAGCUCAAGCGCAUUUGUGAGGGCGGCGGAGGACGCAGACGGAGGGGCGCACAUAUGCUAGCUCUCAGAGUGAAGGAUCGUGGCUAUAGGAUUACUACUACUGCAACACACUUGAGGAGAGGAGCCUUCACUGAGAGGAGCCUUCACCGGAGCGAUUUUAUGCUCCUGAUUUAAUUCUACUGGGAUUUAUCAUCGAGACACAAAAUCCAAGGGAAUUUAAAAGGUUUGUAUUUUAGACAAAUUACCUAAUCUUUUUCAUUUUUGCGAACUUUUAUUUACGCAAGAAGCCUAUUAAUUGAGAUCAUUUUUUACUUGCAAAAAUGAAAAAGUUACUCAACUGAACCACUUGUUAGGCUAGUUGAAUAUGUCCUCCUUUGUAAAAAUUCACAAAAUAGCCUAGCUUUUUAUUAUGGCACAACCUUGGGAAAACUUUUCCUGAUAACAAAUUAUUCAUCUGACCUGAUCCAUCCAUCACACUUUGGGGGAUUUCAUUAGCCUAAUUUCGCUACGAGGAAACAUUUCACAAAACUUUUUGAAACUUUGAAGAUGCAUUAGCUUGCAGGGUAUGUGUGACUUAUGCACAAUGCAUUAUGCUUUGAACAAGAUUCAGUUUUCCGUGCAACAAAUGGUCUCACCUCCGGAUGCCGAGUGGAGAGAUGUUGCUAACUCGCCUGGAUUAAAGCGCUCAAUUUCGGCCUCACUGCUGGAGGUGUCACCUCGAGAACUGAGGCUCCAUUAUGGGAUGGUGCUGCCUGCCCUCUCAUCUAAUGGGAAACACAUUGCAAAUUGGAUUUCAAGUUGUUUUCGUUUCUGCGCAUGGAAUGUGUGAAAUUAAAUGGAAUAUUGUGCAUUGGGAUUUGCUUGCUGAGAUGGGAAGCAGGCUGUAGCCGAUCGGAUUUUAAAUUAGACAGAAGAGUCAUUUUGAAAAAGUAGGGUAGGGGAGACCCCAUUCCUGGUUGGAUGUAAUUUCAGUGAGCCAGACAACAAAAUGCAAAUAGCCUACACGCAUAUUGCCACCAAGAAAGUAUUCAUAAUUAGACUACAAUUUAAUGAUCCACUAUGUAAUAUGCACAACAUGUGUAGCAAUAUUUCUUAAGAUUGAAAUAAUUGAAUUGCGCGCUGCACAUAUGUCAAAUUAGAUACAACUUUUAAAGUUUUCCAUCAGUGAAACUCACUACCUUGCUUGCCUCAAUGCCCCAACCACCCUCUUGAUUUCGAAAUGCUAUCUUUAGAAAUAUCUCUGCUAUAUUCCCAUGGAAAUCAAUUCUGCACAUGUGGGAUUGAAUUUAACAGUUUAAGUGUGUGUGGAGGACAGUGAGCUGAACAACCCUCCCUCAGCUGUUGCUCCAAAGUGUCAAGCCCAGAACGGCGCAUUUGGUAGGCUGCACAUUUGUUGGGACCGUACUGUUGGUGGGGGUGAGGAAAGGAGGGGAGAGGAGAGCCAGCGGACAAGCGGUACAUUUGCACACCAGGCUGGAUAGGAAAUUCCCUACCCCCAAUGGAGCGGGUUGAAACAACGAUGUGCGCAAAAGUGUCAAAGAAUAUUAGUCAGGAUUCCCACGCGAAUGUUUGUCCUACAGACUUCUCUUGUCCUAGACUUCUCUUCAGAGAGGACUCUUAAUUAUAGGCCCUCUCUAACUCUGGGUUUGGUUUGCCAACCAUAAUUAGCCAGUCCGGGAUGAGACAGAGCAGACUAGCACAGUCAAUGUAGCAGCAAACUGUUUUGAGACAAUAGGGAUUUUGAUAAUGGUUUAAAAAUAAUGUAGCCUAUUUUAAUCGCCCCAAUGGGAGAUUAGAAUAAUUAGUAGAUCAUUUAAAAUAAUGAUCCUAUAGUCACAAAUUUGUUUAAAACAAAGAAUAGAUUAGAGUAAAACUGGUAGCCUGCAUUCAUGUUUGCAACGUUUUCAGCGUUGAGCGCGCGCCUUUGCUUGGAGUUGAGUCUAUCUCGGAUCAUUUGCUGAUGGAAUUCAGGGUCCGCGCGCCAGACAGACAGAUAACACACAGACCAGGAGAAUGUCUGUUGAGCAGAACAUGACCAAAAGGCAAGCUAGAUUAAACCUAGAUGAGUUCUUUAACAGCGCAAAAACUUAUUUUGCUCGAGUUGCUUGGUUUACAAGCCUACACUGGAAAAAAUAAAGGUUCUUAAAUGGUUCUUCCUCAGCUCUUAAGGUUCCUUGGAGAACUCUUGCACGAUAAAGAACCUUUGACUUAAGUGUGGGGUUCUUGACGUGGCAUCUACAGUUCUUCGGAAUUCUAAAACUUUAUUAAAAUGUACUUAAGCACACAGAACAUUUGCCAGUAUUCACAAGUGUUGAUUUGUCAGUGUAACAUUCCUAGUGUUGAUUCAAGAAUUACAUUAACACUGUAAAGGGUUACAUUAACAUUCAGUGGUGUAAAAUAAACCCAGUGUUGGUGUUAAUAACCAGAGUUGCACCUAAACCACGCCCAUCAUUAUCAUAUUUCCCAGCAUGCUCUAUUACAGGUUGAUUUUUUUGAAUUGUUUGCUUCAAAAUCUAUGUUUUUGUAUGUACAUUGAUUGAUUCAUUGAUCUUAUUCUACUCAAAUAUAAAAAGCAUACAUUUUUGUAAACUAUUCUGAUCUGUUACUUGGAUUUAUUGCACCCAUUACUGAAAUAGUUGUUUCAGUUUAGAUGUUUAAGGUAGUCUCGUAAUUGCAUAUCUAAGUCUAUCCAACUCUGGCAGUCAUAAAAAUUCGAAAUGUUGGAUAUCCCCACGCUGUCUGAAUUACCCAUCACUUUGCAAGCCAGCAUAAUGUGACGUGCAGGCCUGAUGUGGCGUCUAAAUUAUGAGUUUCAGGCCACUGUAUUAGGGUAAAACUAUGCCCUCAAAAGAAGGCCUUAUGAAAUAUGUAUUGUUUUAAAUAAUACAAUUUUAAUAACAACAUAUUCACUUAAAAAUAUAAAAAAAUAAAUAUAUAAUAUGCCAUUUAGCAGACGCUUUUAUCCAAAGCGACUUACAGUCAUGCGUGCAUACAUAAUUUUUUUUUUUGUGUAUGGGUGGUCCCGGGGAUCGAACCCACUACCUUGGCGUUACAAGCGCCGUGCUCUACCAGCUGAGCUACAGAGGACCACUUAGGAUCUCACUUGGCCACGGGACUGAAACUGAAUGAAUGCAACAACCAUCUCUCUGUCACUAGCAAACACAUUCAUGGGUGGUACUGGUAACUCUAAAAUUCACUUGAAACGCACUCUGGGAAAUAUGCAAAUAAGGCUUAAACCCCUACAGCAAUUCCGGUUCUGGAGGGCUGAAACAUUUCUGGUUUUGGAUUUUUGUAUGGUUCUUCAAAGAACCAUCCCAUUUAUGGUUCUUCACAGACCCUAAAAUGGUUCCCCUAUGGCAUCGCUCUCAAGAAUCUUAUUUGGUUCCCACUUGCACCUUUAUUUUUAAGAGUGUAUGGUGGUAACCAUGUCUAGAUUUUCAGUUGCAGUGAAUAGGUCAAGCCUAUUUGUAAAUACAAACAGAUUUAGGCCUAUUUUAAAACUUUUGUAGUGGUUUCAAUGUGUUGAUUAAUGCUGCUAGAUUAGGCAUCAAUCCAAUGUAAAAUAGAGAAGGCCAGAUUUAAACAUUCAAAGCAAUAAGAAGAGAAGGAGCACACAAUUUCUGUAGAUCUAUAUAGCCUAAUGCACAUCCAACUCAGGUUGCUGCUACUAAUGUGCAUUGUAUGGAGAGGACAAAUACAGGCUGCAAGUUUGUAGCCUACCUAGCCACAGAAAUAUAAUAUUUAUUUUGAGGGGACUACAUGACAUGGAACAAAAUAACUUUCCUGCUGGAGAAAGUACUUACAGCCAGAAGAUGCCUGAUGCAAGCAAAACGUGUACUAUGUCGCCCCCUAGCGACUUCCGUGCCUGAAUUUAUUUUUUACCUUGGCGCCCCAAUGCUAUUCAACCAGGUCAAAUGUUUUUAUAAACAUCUCCCAAGAACAAACAAGUGCAAUCAUUGCCUCAAUGUGCCCUUUACAAGAACUGGCAUGCCACAGUUACGACUGGAGACAGGAGAAAGCCAGUCAGUCUAAAUGCUGUGCUGGAGCAGAAAAAGUCAAAGUAUUGAUUUUAAUUGAUCAAAUUGCAAUGUUUUCCAAAAAGGCUUAGGUAGUGGAGACAGAGGUAUCUUCUACCGUAAGUCAAUGUAUUUUCUCUUCGCUUAGGCUGAUAGUUUUGUUUUUGCAACAUCUGGUGGAACCAUGUUUGACCUGCCUGUAUUUCUACUCUUCCAGCUGAGUUAACCAUCCGUGACCAUGGAUGAAAUGAAGACAUGUCUCAUCAUUGGGGUUGUCUUGUUUGGGUUGUUAUCAGGUAAGAAAUUAAUUUAAAUAAGUAAAAACCUUUCUUGGUUCCUAUCACCUGGGGUGUAUUCAUUAAACCGUUUACUCCAAACGAAAACUAGAGUUUCUAUUGGACAAAUUCAGGUAUGUCCCUCCUCGUUUUGUUCCGUUUGCUCUGUUUGCUUCCGUUUGGUUCUUAAACAGUAAACGGUUUCUGUUGCAAGAUGUAAUGAAUACACCCCUGGGGUGUAUUCAUUAGUCGGAUUCCGUUGCAAAACAUUUUACGUGCGCAUCUAACCUGCCUUUUCCUUUUAGUUGUAGUUUUAUCACUGUUAAAAACCUGUAUUGUUUUGUAUUGAUUACCCUAUGGACAUUCAGUGAACUGUUGCGCUUUCCUUUAGUUACCUGCGGACUGACGCCACCGACCAUUGUAUCAACUGAAGAUGAGUUUGUUCUCGAGCCACUCUCCGUUUUCAACAUCAGUUGCACUAGUAAAAGAAACGUUGCUUGGGUCGAGCCCCUACCGGACGACACAUUUGUUUUGCCUGGAUAUUACACGGCCACGCUCUUCAUCUAUAACGCUUCCGUGACACACACAGGAUAUUACACCUGCAAAUACCAAGACAAAGAGGGCGAUGAGGAGGAGGAUGAUGAAGACAAUGAGGCAGUCAUAUACGUUUUUGUCCCAGGUAAAUUUGGUGGAAAUGGUUGUCAUUUCCAUGCACCAUCACUUCAUUCUAUUUUGUUCUACAUCCGAUAGCUGCAGUCUUUUGAUCGAACAACCUUGUUUUGCCUUGUGCAGAUCCAGAGGUUCCAUUCGUGCCUGAGGAGCCAGAUAGCAUGGUAGUUCUAGUCUAUCCUGGUGAAACCAUCAUCCCCUGCAGGGUGUCAGACCCUCACUCCUGGGUGGUCCUAAAGAGUGCUCCCAGUGGAGUAGAGGUGGAUGCUGCUUAUGACAACAAGAUCGGUUUCAUUGGCAACCUGGACGCUGGACUGUACGUCUGUGAGACCACCGUGAACGGCGUGACAAUGACCAGUGACACCUACACCGUGGAGGACAACAAACGUAAGUCCAGAUGUGCAUGAUUUGUCUGACGACAAGUGGUUGUGCAUAUCACAUUGGUUGUGUGUACACAUGACUGUAAGACGCUUCGGAUAAAAGCGUCUGCUAAGUGGCAUAUAUUAUAUUAUUCAAAAAAGCUGUCUUUGUUUACCACAGAGAGUGAAAGAGAGGGAGAGAGAGAGCGAGGGAGCGAGAGAUGUGAGGUGAUCUGACUGCAUGAAAGAAAUGACAUCAUGUCAUUAGUACCGGGGGAGAUUACUUCACAGGGUUGUUGUCAGACAGACAGAGAGAGUGUGAUGGCAUCAGCCUGCAGUGAACUUCGAGAGGGAGAUGACCUCAUGGCUGUCAGGGGGAACAGUUGACCAUGCAGAGACCUGUGGAUGACCGUAUUGUCCCUGUUGACCGUAUUGUUCCUGUUGACCGUAUUGUUCCUCCCUCCCCUGGUGGUCUGUACAGUGAUGGAAGACUUCCAUGUGGAGGUGAAGGCCAGCGAGGAGACAGUGAGACUGGGGGAACCCUUCAACAUCACCUGUGUGGCACCUCCAGGACUGCCCUACCAGCAGCAGUGGCUUCACCCCAGGAAACAGGCAAGGACCUUAUCCCUCUCUCCAUCUCUCUCUUUCUCUCUGUCUCGCAGUGUAUGUCUUUCCUCCCACACCCUCCCUCUUUUCUCUACUUCCUCUCCCAUGUUAGCCUCCUCUCUUACCUCCCUUUUAAUAUGAUCUAUAUCUCUUUGUCGGCUAUUCUCCAUCGCCCUCUUUCUCUUCCCUCCUUAAUAUGUCUCCUUCUGUCUCUCUUUCCAUCCUUUAUCCCUCUUGGUGUCACUACGUCUGAUUCAUCUCCUCAGUCUUAUUGUAGUGAUAAAUGGCUUGGGCUCAGGCACAGUGUGGGUCAGUGUAACAUAACUCUGAGGAUGGAUGGGCCUUAGUGGUUAAAGGUAUGUAUCACUAAGUACAGCUGGAUCUCAGCACCGUGUCCAUUACCAGGGCUGGAGCCAAAUGGUGCAUCAUGGUACCAUAACCCCAGCUCUCUCUCAGUCAGACAGAGGGAAAGGAGUGAGACAGUUGUUUGUUAAAAACAGGUCAAAUGGGUAGAAGGAAGAAGGAAGUUCAAAGGAGAGGGGCGACAGUAAAUCACAUGAUCUCUGUGACCACUGGAUGUGUAGAACAGCUAUACGCCCCACCUCCUCUUAACCCCAGUGAACUUAGAAUGUGCGUGGAUGUGUUUGAGCAUUGAGUGUGUGUUAGGUUAAUGGCAUGUUUAUAUGAGAUAAUGAGAGUGUGUCCAUUCUUCGGUAUAGUCAUGCAUCAUUUAGUUCAUUUAAGUUUGUGUGCCAGUGUAUAUGAUAGUAUGGGAAGUGGAUAGAGACUUUGUCUGAAGUGAUAGUCUAUGUGCGUGUGCACCACUGUCUUUGUGUGCACUGUGCAGUAAUCCCUGCAGCACAUUGUGACAGAGCGUCUGUUUUAGUGGUGGGAUUACUCUAAGCCCUUUUCCAGAGACAGUUAGGGUAACAAGAACUCAAGACUUCUGACUCCUGGCUUUAGUCUCAGUUGUAAUUACAGGCUUUUAAAAGCCCCGGGGUCCUGAUUUAUCUCCUGUGGACCAGCACGUGUUUUAACUAUCAGCUCACAGACCGAUAGAGAGACAUACUGCUCUGAUAUACAGAAUAAAACACUAAACCUGUUAAAAGGUGGAGAAGAGCAUAGAGAUAUUUUAUUUCCUAGAGAUGGGGAUAGACAUGUGUAUGCAUGUGUGCGCAUGUGUGUGUCUACAGUGUAUUUCAUCUCCUGUCCUCUUGUUCCUCUAUCUAGGCUGUGGAUGCAAUCCAGAUGAAGCAGACUCUGCCUGAUAGAGUGGUCUACACCCUCAGUAUCCCAGCAGCCACCUCUCAGGACAGUGGGGUGUAUGAGUGCUCCAUCACCAACAGCUUCAGUGGAGAGAUCAGAGCCAACAUGGUGGCUGUCACUGUCUUCGGUACGCUCGCUCAUCCUUAUGGCCAAUCAAAAACUAUUCUUGGAAACAUACAAGUCAUGUCUAUCACCAGUCAAACCAUGCAUUGUAGACAUUUUCUCUCAAGACAUUGCCUAUCCUUCAACAACGUUUCUAUUAAUUACCAAUACCAUUUAGUUGUAGAUGUAUUAAACAGAAACUACUUGGGAUUUUUUAAGAUGUAUUUGAAUACAGCUGAUACUUCUUGGUUGGAGUCUUUAAAAGUAGUCUCCUUGAAUUCACAUUAAUGCGUAGACUUAAUUCAUCCUGCCUGACAGUGUCAGUAUGAGGUGCUAGAGGGAAGGGGUUCUGCAGUCUCCCUACAGUAGAAUCGAGGCACACCUCUGCUUUCAUCAUCAGCCCCAAUGCUUUAUGGGAUGGCUUCAACAGAUGUGUGCCAGACUUUCAUUUCUCUUUUUCGGUUUCUGUCAUCCUUCCUUCGGGGUGUCCCCCCUCUAUCACUCUCUCUUUCUUCUACUUCCUAUUUUUUGCACCCGUCUCUGUAGAGGAGAGCUCCUUUGUGAUGUUGGACCACAGUGGGAUCGGAGCGGUGGAGUUUGUCAGUAUGAUGGAGGAGACUGAGUUCACCAUCAGUAUUGAAGCCUUCCCUGCCCCUAAAGUUACCUGGCUGAAAGACGGUAUUGCCAUCACUGACAACAGCUACUUCCUCACCAAGACCAGACGUCUGGGGGGCAACCAGUAAGAUCAUAACAUCUGUAUAUAGCAACGCUGGUGUUUGUGUGUCUGUGUGUCUUUGGAGCUCUGUGUGUUGUGUGCUGGACUGAGCUAUGUGGUUCUCUGCCCAUCUCUCAGCUAUCAGAGCACUCUGACUCUUCGGCAGUCAUUAGAGGAGGACAGUGGGAAUUACACAAUCAUGGUCCUCAGCAACGCUCACACUGCCCAGUUCUCCUUCACCCUCAAAGUGAAAGGUGAGAAUAACCUCAAGCCAAGUGAAAAUGCACUUCUACGUGUGUGAACAUGCAUUUAUGUUUCUAUGUUUUCAAAUGUGUUAGCAACUGAAUGCGUCAGUGUGUGUGUAUUAUCGCAGUAUCAUCCUAAAUCUGACAAUAUGUCUGCCUGUGUGUCUUCCAGACUCAGGCCCAGUACUGUUCCAGCCAGCCUCAGCGCCAGUGCUGUUUCCCCAGAGAGAGGAGAUGAUUGCUCCCCUCCACACCCCCUUCACCCUGACCUGCAGGGGCGAGGCCGAGCUGGCCUGGGACACGCCUGUCUACCUAUCAGAGCAGACCGAGGAGGACAACAGCGGCCUGUUCAUCACCACGGUUACAGUAGAGAACGCGACAGCAGGACACACUGGCUUCUACACCUGCUUCUACAAAGGAGGGAACUCCACUGAGGAGGGAGAGGAAAGCAGCAUCUACAUAUAUGUGCCAGGUAUAGGGAAGACAGCACUGUGGUGUUGGAGUUAAAUCUGUGUUAGCAAUUUCAAUGAUUGGAAACUUACCAUGCCAUCUUCUCACUUCCUCAGAUCCAGAGGUGCCCUUCGUGCCCUUGCUGGUGCCCUUUGGCAACCACGUCCUGAAUGGUCUCGAUGAGAUGGAGAUCCAGUGUCGCGUGUCGGACCCCAGUGCCAAUGUGACUCUGGUCAACGCUGAUACCCAGCAGGCCGUGCCCAUGGCAGUCUACGACAGCAAGAGGGGCGCUGUGGGCUUCUUCAGCGCAGGAACCUAUGUCUGUAAGGCCCUCGUCAACGGAGAGGAGCACCUCAGUGAGGAGUACAUUGUCCACGGCUGGGCAGGGGGGUCGGAGUUGCGUGUGGAGCUAAAGGCCCAGGAGACAGCCCUCUUGGUGGGAGACACCAUCACUGUCAUUUGUGUGGCCCGGGGGUCUGAGAUACUGGAAGACCACUGGAAGUACCCUGGAAAACUGGUAAACAAAAGCACAUACAUAAUUAUUAUUCUCUUACUGGAGAGCAUGUUCAUUGAUUGAUUUUAAAAUGCAUUUGUUUGUUUGAUUAUAAAUGGGUCUAACUUGUGUGUGUUUGUGUGUGUCAGGCGGACCGUGGCUUGAAGUCAGUGCGUGAGAAUAAGAGAGACCAGGAGAUCCAGUACACCCUGACUGUCCCCCAGGCCUCAGCCAAAGACAGUGGCAUCUACGUCUGCUCCAUCACUGACAUCAUCAGCAACAAGAACCAGACCAAGAAGCUGGCCAUCACUGUCUAUGGUACGUUUGUGUCACUGUUUAUUAACCUAAUAACAAGGCAAUAAUGUUGGUUUAUCAUCUUCCUUGAACUGGUAGAUUGCUCUAACUACCUGUCACCUUUACAUAUUCUAUUAAUGUUUAUAUCUCCAUUUUCUGUCCUGAUAGAGAGGCCAUUCGUGUCACUGCGCCCUGCGUUCAGUUCCCAGGAGUCAACAAACCUGGAUGAGGUCAGACAGUUCAGGGCCGACAUUGACUCCUUCCCCAGCGCUCAGGUCACAUGGCUCAAAGAUGGCCUCCCUCUCAACGACGUGGCGGCUGAGAUAACCACCAGCCUCCAGCAGGUCAGCGAGACCAGGUGAGAAAGACUUCCUUUGACACCCCUCAACAACACCUACACUCAUUGGCUAAUAACAUGUUCUGGUCAGCAAGACCAGGUGAGACUUCCUCUGACAUUACUCAACACUGACUGAAGAGAUAUGAUAUACCACGUCCUGCACACUACACUCUGUGGCUAAUAACAGGUUCCUAGUUCACCUAGGAUGUUUAGAUGUCUAUUAUUAAGGUCUGGUGUUGUUGUGCGAUGUUAGUGGAACUAGUCUCUUGUGACAGACUUAACAGCGUGCUCAUGAGAUUUGGUUCUGGGUGCCAAGAUUAGAGUGUAACCAUACAUGUUGUUUGGACUCUGUAGGUACCAGAGUGUUCUGACCCUUAUCCGGGCCAAAGAGGAGGACAGUGGGAACUACACCAUCAGAGUGCAGAACGGGAACCUGACCCACAGCCACAACUUCAGCCUGCAGGUCAAAGGUGAAGCAGAGGAAUGCUCCAACCCCUCAAUUUGGAUUUACCUUUAACUUACUGACUAACAGGACUCCCAUACUCCCUGACACUCUUUCUUUGACCCACCUCUCUCUCUCUCUCUCUCUCUCUCUCUCGCUCUCUCUCUCUCUCUCUCUCUCUCUCGUCUCUCUCUCUCUCUCUCUCUCUCUCUCUCUCUCUCUCUCUCUCUCUCUCUCUCUCUCUCUCUCUCUCUCUCUCUCUCUCUCUCUCUCUCUCUCUCUCUCUGUAUUGUGGUCUGACCCCGUGUUCCCUCUCUCUGUGUCCAGUGCCUGCAGUCAUUGUGGACCUGAUGGACCUCCACCAUGGCUCAGGCCAGUCUGUAGUGUGUAUCGCUGGAGGCAUGCCCACUCCUAUGGUGGAGUGGUUCAUCUGCAAGAACAUCAAACAGUAAGGGCACACUCUCACGACCCCACCUUCUUCCUCUUCAUCUCUCCAUUCUAUAAAUUCACAUACACCUACUGUACAUUGUUCACCUCUACCUGGCGGCUUCAUAUGCUACUAUGCCCAAUGGGACAAUUUCAUGGUAUCAUUUGGUCUCAUAAUGUAGAAGGAGAAGGAGGAGAGGAACGGAGGAAGGAAGGAAGGAAGGACAGGAAGGAAGGAACGUAAGGAAGGAGGAGGAAGAGAAUGCGGAUGAAGAACGCUUAUCCGUAAUAUUCCUUCCUUCCUUCCUUCCUUCCUUCCUUCCUUCCUUCCUUCCUUCCUUCCUUCCUUCCUUCCUUCCUUCCUUACUUCCCUCCUUCCUUCCUUCCUUCCUUCCUUUCGUACUUCCUUCCUUCCUUCCUACCCUGUCCAGCUGUACCAAUGACUCGUCUCAGUGGGUGCCCCUGCCUACCAACAACACAGAGAUCACUGUGGAAGUGCACAUCGACCAGGACAACCAGCUGGAGAGUAAGGUGAUCUUUGGGCAUCUGGAGAACACCCUGGCCGUUCGCUGCCUGGCCAGGAACGAGAUGACCGCCGUCAGCAGGGAGGUCAAGCUGGUGUCACAAGGUGAGACAUACACAAAGUCACACUUACCUCUUCCUUCAGUUAAACAACAAACAUGGUUGGCAGAAUCUAUGGUGAAUAGAUUUACAGUAUCUUAGAUUGCCAUUUUGCCUGCAGUAUAUUUUCUUCCUGCUAUAGUCUCCUCUUUAACUAGCUAGUUCCUUCCUGUGGUUGCUUCCCUUUGUGACACUUGAAGUGUGAUAGGCAUUGAAGAGACUGUGCUAGGCGGUCAGUGUUGAGGCAGCUGUCUGGUAAAGCUAUCUGUGGUGGGGCAGUGUAUCCCAGACUGUCAUUGGGCAGCUGUGUGUUAGCCUGGGAGACUUUUACUGUGAAAAGUAAAUCCCCAGUAGUUUAGGCCAUUUGGCCCCUCCAGCUGUGCCCCCCUCCCCAACCCCGCUCCUCUCCUUAAUCCCUUCAGCACACCUUUUGGUCCUGAUAAUCUGAGGCCCCACUGGCUUGGCUAAUUGGGUGUGAGGCUCCAUGCUGAACUAUACAAUUUAAAUAGGGUAUUUGUAUUGCCAUGUUCAAGUUCUUCAUAUUUGACCUCAUUUGGGGGUUUUCAGAUAAUUUAUCAAACUAACAUUCCCAUAUUGAUUUACAUUGACUUCUCCAUAUUAUUUUCUCUCUGUGGCAUUCUCCAUGUUGUGCUCUCCAUCUCAUGUGUGUGUGGUGGUUCUCCUGAACAGGCCCUCACUCAGAGCUGACUGUAGCUGCUGCUGCCCUGGUGCUGCUGGUCUUUGUCAUCAUCUCACUCAUUGUCCUGGUCAUUAUCUGGAAACAGGUACAGCAGAUCAUCAAUGCCCCUCACGCAAGCACAAACCCACCCACUCACUCACUCACAGACUCAUUCUCUCAUUGACUCAUUAAAUCACUCAACUACACUUUAACAAGUGUCCUAGAGCCUUAGGUAUUGAUCUGUUUUGCUAUGUCCUCUGUCCUACAGAAGCCUCGCUAUGAGAUCCGUUGGAGGGUGAUAGAGUCAGUGAGCCCUGAUGGCCAUGAGUACAUCUACGUGGACCCCAUGCAGCUACCCUAUGACUCCAGAUGGGAGUUCUCUCGCGAUGGCCUCGUACUGGGUGAGAGCCGACUGCACUGCUUCCUCUCUCUGUGGUCUUACUGUGGUCAUGUUCUUGUCAGAGUGUCACAUCACCAUGGUCGGGUGGUCAGAGUGUCAUAGCACCAUGGUCUGGUGGUCGUGUUCUGGUCAGGCUGUGGUCUGGAUGUCUCCCGCUGGUCUUUGAAGUGAAGAUGUGAUAAGGCCAUCUGGCCUGGCAGACAGGGGAGGCUAGGACGCGCUGCCUGGGUUUGGGUUAUGACUCACUGAUCAAAGGGAAACUCAACCACUGGGGACCUGGGGAAGUCACUGAUGAGAGGGCAGAGGCAGACAUGUGUGUUCGUGUGUUUGUGUCUGUGUGUGUGUGUGUGUGUUUGUGUGUGUGUUUGUUUGCUUGCCUGUCUAUGUUUGUGUAUUUGUUUACCCUCCAUGUUAACUGAUCGUGUGCCAUGUCUGGUGUGUCCGCAGGACGUAUCCUGGGCUCUGGGGCGUUUGGGAAGGUGGUGGAGGGAACAGCAUACGGACUCAGCCGCUCCCAGCCCGUCAUGAAGGUGGCCGUGAAGAUGCUGAAACGUGAGUUGACCACAGACAGCUAUAAAGACAGCUACAGUGAGGGAAAAAAAGUAUUUGAUCCCCUGCUGAUUUUCUAUGUUUGCCCACUGACAAAGACAUGAUCAGUCUAUAAUUUUAAUGGUAGAUAUAUUUGAACAGUGAGAGAAAAAAUAACAACAAAAAAAUCCAGAAAAACGCAUGUCAAAAAUGUUAUAAAUUGAUAAGUAAUUAGUAUUUGACCUCUCUGCAAAACAUGACUUAGUACUUGGUGGCAAAACCCUUUUUGGCAAUCACAGAGGUCAGACGUUUCUUGUAGUUGGCCACCAGGUUUGCACACAUCUCAGGAGGGAUUUUGUUCCAGUCUUCUUUGCAGAUCUUCUCCAAGUCAUUAAGGUUUGAGGCUGACGUUUGGCAACUCAAACCAGCUCCCUCCACAGAUUUUCUAUGGGAUUAAGGUCUGGAAACUGGCUAGGCCACUCCAGGACCUUAAUGUGCUUCUUCUUAAGCCACUCCUUUGUUGCCUUGGCCGUGUGCUUUGGGUCAUUGUCAUGCUGGAAUACCCAUCCACUACCCAUUUUCAAUGCCCUGGCUGAGGGAAGGAGGUUCUCACCCAAGAUUUGACGGUACAUGGCCCGUCCAUCGUCCCUUUGAUGCGGUGAAGUUGUCCUGUCCCCUUAGCAGAAAAACACCCCCAAAGCAUAAUGUUUCCACUUCCAUGUUUGACGGUGGGGAUGGUGUUCUUGGGGUCAUAGGCAGCAUUCCUCCUCCUCCAAACACGGCGAGUUGAGUUGAUGCCAAAGAGCUUGAUUUUGGUCUCAUCUGACCACAACACUUUCACCCAGUUCUCCUCUGAAUCAUUCAUAACUUCAGACGGCCCUGUAUAUGUGCUUUCCUGAGCAGGGGGACCUUGCGGGCGCUGCAGGAUGUCAGUCCUUCACGGCGUAGUGUGUUACCAAUUGUUUUCUUGGUGACUAUGGUCCCAGCUGCCUUGAGAUCAUUGACAAGAUCCUCCCGUGUAGUUCUGGGCUGAUUCCUCACCGUCCUCAUGAUCAUUGCAACUCCACGAGGUGAGAUCUUGCAUGGAGCCCCAGGCCGAGGGAGAUUGACAGUUCUUUUGUGUUUCUUCCAUUUGCGAAUAAUCGCACCAACUGUUGUCACCUUCUCACCAAGCUGCUUGGCGAUGGUCUUGUAGCCCAUUCCAGCCUUGUGUAGGUCUACAAUCUUGUCCCUGACAUCCUUGGAGAGCUCUUUGGUCUUUGCCAUGGUGGAGAGUUUGGAAUCUGAUUGAUUGAUUGCUUCUGUGGACAGGUGUCUUUUAUACAGGUAACAAACUGAGAUUAGAAGCACUCCCUUUAAGAGUGUGCUCCUAAUCUCAGCUCGUUACCUGUAUAAAAGACACCUGGGAGGCCAGAAAUCUUUCUGAUUGAGAGGGGGUCAAAUACUUAUUUCCCUCAUUAAAAUGCAAAUCAAUUUAUAACAUGCGUUUUUCUGGAUUUUGUUGUUGUUAUUCUGUCUCUCACUGUUCAAAUAAACCUACCAUUAAAAUUAUAGACUGAUAGUCUCUUUGUCAGUAGGCAAACGUACAAAAUCAGGAGGGGAUCAAAUACUUUUUCCCUCACUGUAUAGAGACAGCUAUAGAGAGGACCAUUAAUGCCUGUGGAGAUUGCCUGGAGAGAGCUGUGUGCUUGAACACAAUCAGUCAGUCACAGCAAUACCUUAAGGCUCAGACACAACGGUAGCGUUUGCCGGCCGAGAGUACUUGCCACCACUGAACAGAGUGCCGGCCGUAAUUUGUAAACUGAGUGCAAACCGAAUCUACACGUAGAAUCACAUGAAAAUGUUGUCAGUCAGACGUCCAUCAGCGGGUGAUCCCUAAAACACACCAUGCCGAACGAACGGCAGGUGAACGGCAGAUCAACAUUCGGUGCGGUGUGUGCUCCCUUACGUUGUGAUUGAUGAAACAAUGGCAGUCAUUGAUGAAUGUUGUAGAUGUUGAUGGAUUGAUUGAUUGUGUGUGAUGGACUGAUACUUGCGGUGUGAUUGAUUGAAGGUUGAGUGAUUGUUUGUCUGUUUCUCGUUGCAGCCACGGCCCGCUCCAGUGAGAAACAGGCACUGAUGUCAGAGCUGAAGAUCAUGACUCACUUGGGCCCUCACCUCAACAUUGUCAACCUGCUGGGGGCCUGCACCAAGUCAGGUGACUACACACGCACGAAUGAACGCACACACACAUGCUUAUAGGCACGCAUGCACACGCACACGCACACACACAGUUUUGACAGCCAAGAAGGGAAGUUGCCAUUCCUCUCUGAGCCGAUGGUGGAUAUGGUAUUUUAAUAGGAUUUUUAUGAGUGUAAAGGCUUGCCCUCUUGACGUUGCUUUUAGCCUUUACGAGCCUCUGAUAAGAUUAGCCAGCAGACUGACGCCUGUGUCUCUAUCUCUUUACUCUGUUCCCAUGCAGGCCCCACCUACAUCAUCACCGAGUACUGCUUCUAUGGAGACCUUGUCAACUACCUGCACAAGAACAGAGAGAACUUCAUCAGCCUUCACCCAGAGAAGACCAAGAAAGACUUGGACAUCUUUGGCAUCAACCCUGCAGAUGAGAGCAGCAGGAGGUAAAGAGACAUCCCAGCUAGUACAUUUGGUUCAUUGGAAGUUGUGAGAACCUAUGUUUUUGGUUUCACAUUGGUUCUGGGAACAAACUCAUACGUUUCCUGACCGGUAAAACUGAACGUUUUUUAAACGUUCUGAGAAAGGAAGUGAACAUUUUGCCAGUUCUGGGAAUGUAGAUUUGUAGGUUGCAGGGAGGUUCUGAGAUCAUUUUACUGUGGUUCCCUGAAAGUUUUCCUGGGAGGUUUUAUUAACGUUCUGAGAAUGGAAAUGAUAGGUUAUUUGAAUGUAAUUAAAUAAUGUUCUGAGCACAUGUUUCAAUAAGACUUAAUAACCCUGCUAGCUUAGGUUAACUGUUUUGAACAGGUAAGACACAUGGAAAUGAAUUUGCUUAGGUAUUAAUCAUGGAAACACAUAUUUUUUUUAUUGUGGCACAGAGUCAGUGAGAUUCAAACCUAUGAUCUUCUGUUUUCUAUCCAUGGAAUUAGUCACUGCGCCACCAGGAUGGAGCAAGCAUGCCAUUUUUUUACUCAUACAAAGCUGUUCAUUUUAGUCUAUUCAAACAGAUCCCAUUUCAAAGGAAACAAGCACUCAUUAAGAUUAGGUGAGCCCAAUUAGUGGGUGCGGUCAACACACCUGAACACACUUAAUAAGAUAGAGGAUAGAGAGCGUCUUGUUGACGCUGAGAAUGGAAUGUAUAUGUUUUAAAUAACACUCUUAGAAUAUUCUUUGAACGUUACUAAUGUUUUCUUGUGGUUUUUAUGGAACGUUUUCUUAAUGUUCAGAGAACAUGACUUUAAAUAUAACCAUGAGGAAACCUGCAGAAAACAUUAUGUGGAAGUACUGAAAUUCUCACAGAAGAACAUUGUUUCUUAACGUUCUCUGAAAAUUUGAGAACUUCACUUUAAAUAGAACCAUGAGGAAACCUGUAGGAAACGUUAUGCUGAAGUACUGAAAUUCCCACCUACGAAAUGUAUGGUUCUCAGAACGUUAUGUGCUAGCUGGGUAUCCUGCCAUUCCCAGAAGGUUGUAUGCAAAAUAACAAUAGGACAACCACGCUCUCAACCAAGCUCUAAGAAUCAAAUGGUUCUCAGAACAUUAUGUGCUAGCUGGGCUAUAGGAUCAGCUCCGAAAACAUACACACAUGGGUGCACACUCACACACAGGCCAGGAAACACACACACACAGACGCACACACAGACACAGACACCCCUCAGUUGCUCCUCUACCCCACUCAGUCUUCUGUCUCAUUGACGCAGCACUUUACUGCACUCGCUCAGAAACAUAACGUAACCCUACCCCAGGCAUCCUCAUGGCUGAGGGGGUCGUCUGGCGUCUUCCACUAAUUAAAUCUGUGUCUGAAGUGGUGCUCGGCUUUCAGGCUAAUCACAUUACUCUUGUUUGGUACCUGUUAAUGGUCUCUGUCCAGCUCCUCUCUGUUUGCUGAUCUGUGUUGACGGAUGACUCACAAUGACCACAUUUCAGAGUGUGACCACACCAUGAUUUAAUCUCAACCACCCUGACCAUCAACCACACCCUCCAUAUAGGGAACCUCAGGACAUACAGUACACUGGGCCUUCUUAGAGAACCAAUGGCGACUCUAACAUGGUUGUUGUUUGUCUCUUCCCAACCUCCCCUCCUCCUACCUCUCUCCCUCCUCGUCUCCAUGCAGCUAUGUGAUCCUGUCCUUUGAGAGUGGUAAAGGGGACUACAUGGACAUGAAGCAAGCAGACACCACACAGUAUGUGCCCAUGCUGGAGAUGAGUGACACCUCCAAGUACUCCGACAUCCAGAGGUCCGAGUAUAACCACCCGCCAUCACAGAAGGGUGGUGAGUACACAGUCUGACAGCCUUGUUCUCUUCCCUUUCGCUCUUCUGCUCUUCAUCUAACUCUCCUUCCCCUCUCGCUGUGUGGCUUGGCUGCGUUGGCUGAAGUGCAGGGUUUAAGUCAGUGCUGGUUGGGUUGAAGGGUCCACCCUUCUCAGCAUGUAGGCCUGCCUGAGCCGGCCUGUAAUCAUAUAGAGCGGGUAAUUGUACCACACAUAAUAAUGCACGGUUCUCCCUGCCAUUAGGAAAAACCAGGUUACAGCAACCAGUUCUAUAUUUACAUGCACAUAAACAUACAAACACACACUUUAUUCACUCACUCAUAGACAGACUGAAGCUAAAUGUGUUUGUGUGUCUGUGUGUUUUCCUGAUCCAGAUAAUGAGAUGGACAACAUGCUGUCAGGGGAUGGUAACGAGGGCCUCAGCACCACAGACCUGCUCAGCUUCACCUACCAGGUGGCCAGAGGCAUGGAGUUCCUAUCCUCUAAGAACGUGAGUGACCAAGGGCUGGGAAUGACUGUAGAUUAGAGGGACUGAUAACAUGAUGUCAGUUCAGUGCAGUGGGCUGGGAAUGAUGUCAGACAAAACAAUAGCUACCCAACAGACAGGUGGCGAUAUCAACUAGAGACACAGAGGUGAGCCUAGGAUGCCAUAGCCAUCUUUGAAUGGCCUGACUUAGCAACUAAGGAAGGAAGUGGUGGCGACAUGUUUCCAUUGGCUUAGCAGAAGCUGGUGCCACUGGCAAGCUGGUUCUGUCCUCUCUGUUGGUACACAGCAGGGAGUGAGUCGGUUGCCACGUCAACCCUGUACAUUUCAGGGGUAACCACGGUAAUGAUGGGAGGCAGGUUGUGGGCUGCUGUUGUGCUUGAUGACAGCUGUGAAAGCCAAGAGGUUGGCUAAAUCAGGGUGAUAAGGCUGAGCUCACUGCUCAGGAGACAGGACAGGUCUUUAUAUAGAACACCCAGUAGGCUGGAUUACACUGGGUACAAAACAGCUAUAAGCUCCUCAUACAGCCUCCUAGUUAUUAUCCUUGAAUAUACUCUGGGCAGGAGUGGUCAGUCAAGGCUUGUUGACAUAAAGCCACCUGUAAAUCACAAGGAGGGAAGAGAGAAUAAAAGGAAAGGAAGAUUGUCAAAAUGUUUUCUUUGAAUUGAGAUGAAUGAAAUGCUGAAUUUUGCGGUGUAGUGUGUGCAUCGGGAUCUGGCUGCCAGGAAUGUCCUGCUCUCUCAGGGGAAGAUAGUAAAGAUCUGUGACUUUGGCCUGGCCAGAGACAUCGUGCACGACAACAACUACGUCUCCAAAGGCAGCGUGAGUAUUUCUCUAGGACCAUACUGGCUGUUUGUGUACCCUGAUGGGCAUAGACAUGUAUCUGUGAAGGUGGCUUGUCCCCUGCUUGUUCAUGUUAGCACUCCAUUAUGGUCCACUAUUGUACUGUCCGUUAUAUGAGUGCAGUGUGUUUGAUCCAUCUGCGCUAUGUGUUGACCACAGACCUUCCUGCCAGUGAAGUGGAUGGCUCCUGAGAGUAUCUUUGACAACAUGUACACCACCCUCAGUGAUGUCUGGUCCUACGGCAUCCUCCUCUGGGAGAUCUUCUCUCUAGGUGAAGCUCAGCUGACCCCUAACCUGUUUCAGUGACACAUUAACAGCAGCAUGUUAGGGAGACGGCUGACUCCAGAUCAGUGUGUAGAUACAGUGUGUUGACAGUGAUACUGGUGUUUGCUGGUGUACUGAUGGCAGUGUGUUUGUGUUAAAGGUGGCACCCCAUACCCAGGGAUGGUAGUGGACUCCAGCUUCUACAACAAGAUCAAGAGUGGCUACAGGAUGGCCAAACCUGAGCAUGCCCCCACUGAUGUGUAUGUACAUAUAUAUUUAUAUAAUAAUAAUUAUACAUUGUGUUGUGUACAUUAUUAUGCUGAAACAUUUGUCCAAAACACUUUUUGAAACACUUGAUUAGAUAACAUGAAAAUACUAUGGAAGGCUAUGUACUACUGCUGUAAAAGUCUAACGCACAGUACUAAACUGUGAUGUACAAUGCCAUGACAUGACUCGAACUAAACUAAAUUAUAGCAUGCCGUUCCUCCCUGCACUGUUUGUCUUGUUCUCUCUGUUUAACUAGUGUGUUUUCCCUCCUCCAGGUAUGAGAUGAUGAUGAAGUGUUGGAAUAGUGAGCCUGAGAAGAGGCCUUCCUUCUUCAGCCUGAGUGAGAGCGUGGCCUCACUGCUGCCGUCCGGCUACAAGAGGGUGGGUGUCUCUACAGUAUGACCUCUGACCUAACGGCCUCUCCCAGGUUUCCUCACACUUGCUUUCUAAUCUCCCUCUCUCUUUCAUUCCUGACCCUGACCUCCGACGUUUGGACGUACUCUUCCCUCUUAUAAUUUAUUUUCCUUUCUAUCAGUCUCACCCCCCUUUUACCUUACCUGACCUAUCCUAUUUUUCACUAGGAGCGGAGUAAGUGCUUCAACCAUCCUCUUCCUCCUCCCCUUAGCCUUGGGGCAUGUUAUAGUUCUACAAUACUAGUAAAGUGUAGAAGUUCAUCUAAAACCAGGCUCACAAACUCCAACCACUUCCCCCCAACUGUGCCAGUGGAGUGUGUUUCUGUGGGCUCUGCCAGUGGAGUGUGUUUCUGUGGGCUCUGCCAGUUGAGUGUGUUUCUGUGGGCUCUGCCAGUUGAGUGUGUUUCUGUGCGCUCUGCCAGUUGAGUGUGUUUCUGUGCGCUCUGCCAGUUGAGUGUGUUUCUGAGUGUGUUUCUGUGGGCGCUGUGUAUUUCCGUUGUGUUAAAGCCCAGCCCUGGCGGUGAUUAGAAUGCUAAUGCUCCAGCUGGUGGUCAGAGUGGCCAGCCCUAACCACAGUAGUGAUGCUGCAACAGCAGCCCCAGCACCCAGGUCCCAGGUCUCGCCUCCGUCCACCGGCUAGGGUAACCAUAAUGAGCCUAUUAAACAGCACGCCACACAUGGCACAUCAAACCUCCUCCUCCCCCCACAACUCUGCUUUAAUGGCCCGGGAGAGUGGAGGAGCUGGCUCCCAUUUUAGCACCUCGGAUUGGGGUUGGCUGGGCUAGGGUGGGGUGGGAAAUGUCGUUCACUAUGUGGGUCUCACCACCAGGCUAACAGACUGACUGAGUGAGAACACACAUACCAAUGACUGCUGGUUGAACUGAUAGGUUUUAACUGGUUCAAGUGUUAUAUCAGUUUUAGGAUUCAUCAGAUUUAUGAGUUUUGUGAAUGCAGCUGUUUUGGAGGUACUGUAUGGGACAUACCAGAGCACUAAAUAACUCUGAUUAGUACAGGCCAAUAGUAUUUCCUUUACAAGCACAGUGCUCUUGGCUUUAGAAACAGUUAGCCAUAUAGCAACGUUUUCUGCAUGGUACUGUAGACAUUCUGCUCCAAUGCUACUAGAUAGGUUGAUGUUCAUUGUGCCCUCUCUUUCUUUGUUGUGCAGUGCUUCGAAAGGGUGAACCAUGAGUUCCUGAAGAGUGACCACCCAGCAGUGACCAGGGUCCAGGUGGAGAAUGACGACGCCUACAUUGGGAUCACCUAUAAGAACCAGGGCAAGUCGAAAGAUAGGGAGAGUGGCUUCGAUGAGCAGCGCCUCAGCUCUGACAGUGGUUACAUCAUCCCCCUCCCUGACCUGGACCCUCUGUCUGAUGACGAGUACUGCAAGAGGAACCGCCACAGGUAGGCUACCACCUCAAUCUCAGACAUGUCUAUCCUCAUUUCAAACUCUUAUAUGUGAUAUGUAAUAACACUGUUUUACACCAUAACAUGAGCUGGUCCUGUUAAGCAAAUCCAGCAAAUGAGAUACCCCUCUUAUUUAACUCAUGGUCACUCCUGUAUACUAUACCCCAUCCACUCACAUUAGCUGUUCAGUAACACUAACCUGCUCCUCUCUGUCCUGUGUAGCUCGCAGACGUCUGAGGAGAGUGCCAUAGAGACAGGCUCCAGCUCCACACUGACCAAGAGAGAAGGAGAGACCCUGGAGGACAUUACCCUGUUGGAUGAGAUGUGUCUGGACUCAGAGCUGGUGGAGGACAGCUUUCUGUGACAGGCCUGGAGAAGCCUAAAGCCUGCCAAAGAGAGGGGGAUAGUGGGGGGAAACACACCUGAACAUAGACUCUCAAACCACCCACUCGUCCUCGCCACCCCCCUAUCUCAAACCCUCCUCAUCCCCUGCCCCACACAUCUCCACUCCUAUCAGGAGGACAGAGCAAAACCACUUCACUGCUUGGAUGAGUCUGUCUGUGGCCAGAUCAUGGUAUGCCUGCUGUUCCCUCUUCAGAAAGCGCCCCCUGUGGGGCUGGAGGGACAUGCAUGGAUAGAUGGAUAGUUGGGACACUGAGGACUCGCCACUAUCCUGUGGUUACUGAGUCUCUAUGGAACGUUAGUGUUGGAUGGGACUAAGUGCACAUGAGGAGAACAUGGAGGAAGAUUG